UUUCCAGUUCCGGCCUCACAGAGGCUGGAAGAAGUUGGGAGCAUGCGGCUGUCGGUCGCCACUGCCAUUUCUCACGGCCGCGUAUUCCGCCGCCUGGGCCUUGGUCCCGAAUCCCGCAUCCACCUGCUGCAGAACUUGCUCACGGGACUGGUGCGACACGAACGCAUCGAGGCGUCAUGGGCUCGCGUGGACGAGCUGAGGGGCUACGCGGAGAAGCUCAUCGACUAUGGGAAGCUGGGAGACACCAACGAACGAGCCAUGCGCAUGGCUGACUUCUGGCUCACGGAGAAAGACUUGAUCCCAAAGCUGUUUCACGUACUGGCCCCUCGGUACCAAGGUCAGAAUGGGGGCUACACGAGAAUGCUGCAGAUCCCAAACCGGAAUAAGCAGGAUCGGGCCAAGAUGGCAGUGAUCGAGUAUAAAGGGAACUGCCUUCCACCCCUGCCCCUUCCUCACAGAGACAGCAACCUCACACUCAUAAACCAGCUGCUUCAGGGGCUGCGGAAGGAUCAGGAAGCAAGCACCCACAGCUCCCACACAGUUCAAACACCAGAGAUUUAACUGGAGCCAAAGGGUAUGUGGCCCUCAUCAGUGCCCAUGAUCCACAGGCCUUGGGAGCGCUUUUAAUCUCUUAAGAAGAACUGGAUCUUGAGUUGUAAAAUGAACUGUCUGAUUGGAGCCCAAAACCUUCUGGGAGCCAGAUAACCUUCUCUUUGCACAACAGAUAAAAUUCAGUGUAUGACUAUAUGUAAACUGAUUUUCUUUUCCCCUCCCCUUGGGAUUUCUGGAGAAUGAGAACUACCCACAUGCUCAGUCUGUGUGGGAUAGUAAAUUCAUGGUGUAUG
Messenger RNA from Orcinus orca (killer whale), 845 nucleotides. RefSeq names its product mitochondrial ribosomal protein L17 (gene MRPL17). NCBI's taxonomy places the organism in Eukaryota, Metazoa, Chordata, Mammalia, Artiodactyla, Delphinidae. Gene Ontology annotation, molecular function: structural constituent of ribosome. Gene Ontology annotation, cellular component: ribosome; mitochondrial large ribosomal subunit. Gene Ontology annotation, biological process: translation. The record is from RefSeq and is a predicted model, not a curated record. The coding region runs from base 43 to 561 and encodes 172 amino acids. The transcript has 3 exons.